UCUUGCAGUCGCUUCUCGGCUCAGUCUGCGGGCAGCGUUCGUGCGGGUUAGAACUCUGGUUGGCUCCCAAGGUCUUCUGGUCGCGGAGGUUCGUCGUCGUCGCGUUCGGGGGAAAUAAUAGGGUCGUCCGCGUCCGUGAGGUUCGUGUGAGUGUUUUUUGCAGAAGGUGAUUGAUUCCAAAAUAAAACAACAACAAGAGGAUACAACAACGCGCAACAGAGUCACAAAGCCAAGAAGAGAGUCAAGUUUUUAAGGUGGUUUGCGUGUGAUCUCCCGUACCGGCGAUCGUGUGCAUCCACACUCAACAGGUGUGUCCAGUGUUUUUAAGUGUAUUGGUGGUGUUUUGGUUCGUUGAUCCAGUGGUGAAGUGAGAAAGAGUUAAGAUCGGCGAGAACAUGAAGAUCGGAUCAAGGUGGUUCUACGCAGGUGGUGGUGGUGGUACCAACGGUGUGCUGGUGCUGCUGAUGAUGAUGAUGGUUGCAGCGAGUACGGUUGCGUCCAGAACGCCGAUCUCCGUAACGCUGGAGCAGCACAUUAGCGAUGAUCCGGAUUUGUCACAGAUUAUUGCAACAUCAACAACUUCAACAACUUCAGCAACCAUCUCUACAGCAACACCAACAACAAACAUUUCAACACCUACAGCAGCCGCAACAAGCCCACCCCCUCCAGCAACAACAGCAACAACCACAACCCCAUCAACAACAGCAUCAAAAUCUACAGCAACAACUACAAGCCCAGUCCCACCAACAACAGCAACCACAACUUCACCAGCAACACCCACCGGCACAACAGCAACCACAACUUCAUCAACAGCAACAGCCCACCCAAGCUCAGCUAAUACAUAGAAGCGCACAGGUACGAAACUGGAAGUAAACAUCAAAUAACGACACUCGGAAGAAGGCAAACCGGGGGCUCUUUCUUCGUAUAAAUAAGGCACUUCCAGGUAGAUAACCUACAUCCAUUAUUCAAUUUGAAGAAACCCUUAAACGGAGAGCAAGUCAACCUAACUUUAUUUUUCUUCGAGAAUAAACAGCUUCCCGCAUGCAUCUUAAUUAAAUGCAAAAGCAAAGAAGAAGAAAAACAACAGAAAACGUGCCUGUGUUGGCAAAACAGAGUCACACAUACACAAAUACAAUCACACACAAUGACAACGAGAUAAAGACGCACACACAACCACACAUAAAACCUGGAGGAAAAGGAAAAAUUGCACAAGAAAAGGGUGAAUCUUGCACGAAGCCGACGCAACUCAACCGUGAAAACUCCGCUCUCCGUUCGUCGAGAAAAGCAGAAGAUUUUCUUUUCUUUAGUUUCGUUUGGGUGGCUUUUCCAAAGAAAUCCAAUAUAGUUGUAUGUGUCGUUAUAAUACUGUGUCGUUGAAAUUUGUUGGACACUGUAAAAAAAUCUUUCGAUUUUCGCUUUCAAGACAUUUUUAUAACAUUUCUUUUAAACAUGUGAAAUUACAUGAAAUUCACGUAAAUUCACAACUAAACGUUUUACAGUGCAGAGGAUUGCUUGAGCCUCCACACUGCACCGCACUCUUAUUGUGUCACAGAGUUUGUUAUCUUCCACUCGCCGCAGCAUGCAGACAAAUUCUCGAGCAGUGCAGACAAAGCUUAUUCCCAACGUGACAUAGCUGGCGGCUCGGCGGAGCAGGGGGAAAACUUUUGCUUUUCUCCUCCGAUUUGCCAAUUGUGUUGUGGAAAACUAUGCCAAGAGGCAACAAACCAGAGAGAAAGAAAAUAAAAAAGAAAGAUGUGACAGUACUUGUAAAGUAGCACAGCAGGGGCAGCAGCAAGAUGGUAUUGCACAGAAAAGUUAAAUCAAUCUGACAGUAAUAUGCACAGGGAAUGAUGAAGGGAAAAUAUUAACAAAGUUUGCGCAAGUUGAAAUUGAAUGAAAAAUUGAAUUUGGAAUAGAGAUGAAUUGAAUAAUCAUGCGGAAAUAUUUGAAAAGUAUUAAUGUGAAUCUAAAAUACAAAAAUACAAAAAUACAAAAAUACAAAAAUACAAAAAUA
Messenger RNA from Culex quinquefasciatus (southern house mosquito), 2014 nucleotides. Its product is annotated as putative cyclin-dependent serine/threonine-protein kinase DDB_G0272797/DDB_G0274007. The record is from RefSeq and is a predicted model, not a curated record. The coding region runs from base 541 to 873 and encodes 110 amino acids. The transcript is spliced from 4 exons. NCBI's taxonomy places the organism in Eukaryota, Metazoa, Arthropoda, Insecta, Diptera, Culicidae.